Molecule: messenger RNA, 1823 nt
Organism: Lucilia cuprina (Australian sheep blowfly)
Lineage: Eukaryota; Metazoa; Arthropoda; Insecta; Diptera; Calliphoridae
Gene: Scamp
Product: secretory carrier-associated membrane protein 1
Exons: 6
Coding region: 158-1192 (344 amino acids)
Biological process (GO): protein transport
Cellular component (GO): trans-Golgi network membrane; recycling endosome membrane
Source: RefSeq, a predicted model, not a curated record
UUUCCAUAAACGAAAAUAGUCGCUAAGUUACCAUCACUUUUCAAUAAUAGUGACACAGCUUUUACAAAAUUAUCAAAAAGAAAAAAAAAAUAUAAUACUUCUGUGAAAAUAAAUACAUAUAAAAUCUAUUGAUUCAUAAUUUAUUGAUUAAACAAAUAUGUCGGGUUUUGAUGACAAUCCAUUUGGCGAACCAACUGUAGAUAAUCCGUUUGCGGUAAGAAAUGAUCCAGCUAUUCAACAAGCGACGCGUACAACGACAAAUGUACAGAAUUCUUUAGAGGAUUAUAAUCCAUUUGAGCAAGAACAAAGUAAACCACAACUUCAAAUAAAUUCAACAAACAAUGCAGCAGUGGUUCAGCCUCUAUCACAAAACAUUCCGCCUACUCAACAGCGCGUUGCAACCACAGCCACACCUAGUACCAGUGUGCAAAUAACCACAGAGGAAUUGCAGAGACGUCAAGAGGAACUUGAUCGCAAAGCAGCUGAAUUGGAUAGACGUGAACAGCAAUUACAGGGAAAUAUACCCCAGCUAAACAAUUGGCCACCAUUACCAGAUAAUUUUUGCGUUAAACCUUGUUUUUAUCAAGAUUUCAACUUAGAAAUACCUCCUGAGUUUCAGAGACUUGUUAAACAUUUAUAUUAUACAUGGAUGUUUUAUACAUUAACUAUGUGCGUCAAUAUUAUUGGUGGACUAAUAAUUUUAUUGCAUAGUAAAGAGUUUACGAAUUUUGGCCUUGCGAUUUUUUAUACAUUGCUAUUUACGCCUGCUUCAUAUAUUUGCUGGUUCAGACCAGCCUACAAAGCUUUUCGCAAUGAUUCAAGUUUUAAUUUUAUGGUAUUCUUUUUUGUUUACUUCUUUCAAACAAUCUUCUCGGUUUUCCAAGCAAUAGGAUUUCCUGGUACUGGUUAUUGUGGUUUCAUAGUUGCCAUAUCCGAAUUUGAUUCAUCGGCCGCAGGCAUCAUCGUAGGACUGCUGUUGCUAUGUAUUGCCUUCUGUUUCGCUAUUACGGCAGCUGCAAAUAUUAUGAUGAUAACAAAGAUUCAUUCAAUAUAUCGUAGUUCUGGCGCUAGUAUGGCGAAGGCUCAGGCUGAAUUUGCAACCGAAUUUAUGCGCAAUCAGCACGUUCAGCAAGCUGCAUCUGACGUCGUUAAUACCACUGUAAAUUCUCAAUUCAACAAUCGUCGAUACUAAUUUGAAUAUUGUUAACAAUAUGCAUUGGACUGUAUUAAAAUAAAACUAGCUAACAUCUCAACAUUAAUGAAUGGCGCGAUUCGCAAAAAAAAAUGUGCAAAAAGAGCAGAUUACUAUUUAAUACAUAUAAUAUACGUACAUGCAGAUUUAAACUAAUAGUUUUCAAAACGUGAACAUGUAUUUGCUUAUUUAUUGACUUUGUUUUUAUAUUUAUUUUUUCAAACACCUAAAUCAUUAUGAAUUGCGAGAAUAUUUGAAUAUUUUCAAAACUAGAUUUGUUAAAAUAUUAUUUGUUCUAUUGUAUUUUUUAAAUUAUUCUUCGACACGAGGAAUAUCAAUGUGUACGUCCACUUAUUUACAUUUAACAUAAAACAUAUAACUUACACAAUUCAAAAUGUUUAAUCAUAUAAAACUUAACUUUUGAAAUAAAAGGAAAAGAAAAACAAUUAAUAAUAAUCAUAUAGAUAACGGUUAGAAUAUUUGUAGUCUCAUAUUCCUUUAAAACUGUUCCUAAACAGUACUUUCUUAACAUAUUUACUAUAUAUAAUAUUAUUUUCCCCUUUUUUGUUAUAACUUACAUAAAUACCAUUAUGUAAUAAAAAAUAAUUUUAUUAUUAGAUGUAUAUAUUUA